UCAGAAAUCAUUGAUAGAAUUUUAAUCUAGUCCAGACUUAGGUGUUCGCUACAUUAUGAAAUAUUUGUUAACAUUAUUGAUGGCUUUGAGCCUAGUGAACUUAAUGCUCACGAGGCCAACUCCCGAAGACGAUGGUGGUACCAGUGAGGAACCACAAACUCAGGAAACGACCGGCGAAACCACCGGAAGCGACGAAAAAAAGGGAGCAUCCGAAGAGCCAAACGCCGACGAUGCUUCUAAGACAGACGACGUCGAAGAAAAGGGAGAUGACGAUACGGCCAAAAAGGAAGACGAUGGUGAAAGUAAGGAUGGCGAAGGAUCUGAAAAGUCCGAUAAAGAGAAGGGUGAACCCAAAAACGAUCCCCGAGAAACGUACAACAAAGUGAUAGAGCAACUGGAUCAGAUCAAAGUGGACAACGUGGAGGACGGUCACGAGCGGUCCGAGCUCGCCGCUGACAUACAGAGAUAUCUACGUAACCCAAUAGUGGACGUAAUCGGAUCGGCCGGUGACUUCUCGAAGAUUGCAAAAUGUUUCAAAUCGAUGGUUGGCGACGCGAAAAAGGCCAUUGAAGAGGACGUUAAAGGGUUCAAGGAAUGUACCGCCAAGAAGGACAGCAACGCUUAUCAAUGUUCUCAAGAUCGAAGCACAGUGCAGGAUAAAAUCGCGAAAAUGAGUUCCAAGAUCGCGUCUUGCGUUGCUUCCAAUAGAUCAUGAGCGGUAUGAGUAAUAAAUAAUGAUAAUUUUGCUAUAUAUUAAAAUAUCCAAUAAAAUAAUCAAAUCACAUA
Molecule: messenger RNA, 786 nt
Organism: Aedes aegypti (yellow fever mosquito)
Lineage: Eukaryota; Metazoa; Arthropoda; Insecta; Diptera; Culicidae
Product: 30 kDa salivary gland allergen Aed a 3-like
Exons: 2
Coding region: 56-715 (219 amino acids)
Source: RefSeq, a predicted model, not a curated record